Lindgomyces ingoldianus is the source of this 785-nucleotide messenger RNA. RefSeq names its product alpha/beta-hydrolase. NCBI's taxonomy places the organism in Eukaryota, Fungi, Ascomycota, Dothideomycetes, Pleosporales, Lindgomycetaceae. The transcript is spliced from 2 exons. The coding region runs from base 18 to 785 and encodes 255 amino acids. The record is from RefSeq and is a predicted model, not a curated record.
AAUUCUAAUCCAUCAAAAUGGCCAAUCCACCAACCAUUGUUUUCAUUCCCGGCUCCUUCUGCCCGCCUUUCUUCUACGAUGAUAGUAUCCAGAAGCCCAUCGUCUCAAGGGGCUAUGAGAUGCACGUCCUCCAGUACCCUUCAAUCGGCUAUAAACCUAAUAGUCUUCCUACUAUGGCGGACGACGCGGCCUUCAUUUCCGCUGAAGUGGCCAAAGUUGCGGACGAAGGCAAAGAUAUCGUGCUUGUGGCACACUCGUAUGGAGGCAUCCCCGCGAGCGAAUCAGUUAAGGGUCUUAGUAAAGCCGACAGAAAGAAAGCGGGCAAGAAAGGAGGAGUUGUGAGGCUGGCGUAUAUGACAGCUUUGGUGCCACUUGUUGGGGGGAAUGCAGUAGGGUUGUUAGCGGAUGUGCCAAAUGAACCGGAGUAUAUUAAAGAUGGAUGGAUGUACCACGUCGACUUCAACACCAGCGCAGAGCUCAUCUUCUCGGACCUUCCGCUAGAGCAAGGCAUUGCGCUGGCCAAAAGUUUCCUGAAACACUCGUCCGCAAGUUUUGUUGGCGAGCUUACUUAUCCCGGCUACAAGGACGCCCCGGUAUCAUAUCUCUUCUGUGAAGGGGACAAGUGCGUCCCGCCAGCUGUCCAGCAAGCUAUGAUCGAUAUGGUGGAAAAGGAGAGUUGCAACAAAGUGGACGUGACAAGGAUUAAUGCCGACCACGUCCCUAAUCAAAGUGCGCCAGCGAGAGUCGUUGAUUGGAUUAUCAAGUGCGUGGAGAAGAGCAAGUAA